Molecule: messenger RNA, 888 nt
Organism: Suillus plorans
Lineage: Eukaryota; Fungi; Basidiomycota; Agaricomycetes; Boletales; Suillaceae
Exons: 1
Source: RefSeq, a predicted model, not a curated record
CAUGCCUCGUCAAACUGAGCGGCAGCAAGCUGCAGACGAGAUCCAUAACAGGUUCUUCACUGAUAUAAUUGCCGAGAUUGCAAGUCAACUGCAGGAGGAUGAGGAUAGGUAUGAUGACCAAUCAGAUUCCAGCUCAUCCUCCGAGGGCUCUGGCAUGGAUAUAUCUAGUGACUUGGACAGUCAUAAUUCCUCAUCAUCAAGCACAUCAUCAUCAGAUCUCUCUGUGAUGGACUCCGACUCAGAUUCGGAGGAGUCCACAGCACUUGCUCAGUAUAUCAUGGACAUCGGAAACCUUUAUGCAACUCGAAACCUCCACCAGCGUGUACCCAUACCUAAAUCAAGUGCACUUCUCGACCUCCUCUUAUCUGCCUAUAAAGUUAACCACCCCGAGAUUUUCCGCUCAUAUUUGCGCAUAUAUCCUGCUUGCUUUGACAACCUAGUCGCUAUUCUUGCCCAGGACAGUGUCUUCAACAAUAAUUCCAGUAAUCCCCAGAUGUCCGUUGAUCGCCAACUUGCAAUUGCACUCUACCGAUUUGGACACCAUGGAAAUGCUGCAAGCACUUGGAAGGUAGCACUUCAGUUUGGAGUUGGAUUUGGCACUGCAAUUCUGGUUACUAGCCGAGUCAUGAAGGCUUGCUGUUCCGAACAGUUUCGGACUUCAGCUCUUCAGUGGCCUGAUGCAGGAACAAAGGAAACCGCCAAGGAGUGGGUGGAGGAAAAUUCAUGUCCAGCUUGGCGUGAUGGGUGGCUAAUGGUAGAUGGCACACUUAUUCCUCUUUCACAACGGCCUGGAUUCUUUGGUAAUGUUUUCUUUGACCGCAAGUCUAAUUACUCGAUGAAUGUCCAAGUAUGGUCUCCUUUUUUUUGAGAAUUUUAUCUAAUAUUGUA